This is a messenger RNA of Aphanomyces astaci, 771 nucleotides long. RefSeq lists its product as hypothetical. The record is from RefSeq and is a predicted model, not a curated record. NCBI's taxonomy places the organism in Eukaryota, Oomycota, Saprolegniomycetes, Saprolegniales, Verrucalvaceae. The transcript is spliced from 4 exons. The coding region runs from base 1 to 771 and encodes 256 amino acids.
AUGAACGACGAUGAAGUCACGCUUGAGCUAGACUUUGAUCACGAUGACAGCAAUCUUCCAGCCCUAGCCAAGACGCCCAAGCGCACACGACGGUCGCCCAGCGGAGCUGCCAAGCGCACACCUUUGUGGGAUGAUGAUGGCGUUGCUGCUUUGUUUCGGUUGCGGUACAAGUCUGAGCUGUCUGCGCGGUUUUACUCGAAGAACAACGCCGACAAGAAGACUGCUUACGUGAUGCUGGCUGCCGAGCUAAGCGUGGCCACGGAGAAGGAAUACUCUGUCGCUCAAGUGCAAGACAAGUUUGCGAAAAUGAAGUCAGCAUGGUCGCUGUCGAAGCCCUCGAAUGCGAUCGAAACAGGGAAUGCUCCCUCCGCCCCAUUGCCUCCCCAUUACGAUGUAAUGUUGGAAUACUGGAGCGACAAAAAAGGAUAUCAACGGGAAUCCUUAAUGUCCACCGACGAGAAUGAAAUUGUUAAUCAUAUUAAUGUGAAACAAGAAUCGGGAUCAGAAUGCGAAGAAGAAAUGUUGCGCAGUCGCAAGAAAAAAAAAUCCAACCCAUCCAAGUCAAAGAGCCACAGCGAGGCGUUGGAGGCCGGAUUUAUGGCCAUUAAGGAAGGUUUGAUUCAUUUGGGGUCAUCACUCUCAGCGGCGCCAAGCCCACAGCCCACCCCGCCAACAGGGGCAACAUUGGACGAUGUAUUGCAAGCCAUUCAAGGACAGUCUCAGACGAUUGCUCAACUCGUUGCGCAUUUAAUCGCACAAAAGGAAAAGUAA